AUGAUGAAGUCCUUGUUGGACAGAGAAAUCGGCACCCAACCGUCAUAUAUUAUAAGAAAACAAGUUAUAGAACGUAAAUUGGAAUCAUUUCAACUGAGCACUUUGAAAGGUUUCCAUACGGAACAUGGAGGGCCGAUAAUGACUCUCGCAUUAGACAAUGUACAGCAGCGAUAUCUACUAUCAGGAGGGGCUGAUGCGGAAAUUCGGUUGUAUGAUCUCGGCAAGAACACCGCGCAAUUACGAGAACCACGAAUAACAAUUCGAUCUAAAAAAAGAGAAUUGAAAUGCAGGAACGCAGGCCAUGAAUUUACCGUAACAGGGAUUAAUUGGUCACCACACAGUUGGAAGCUUUUCACUACAAGUUCCAUGGAUAAGACUGUCAAGUGUUGGGAUUCGAAUUACAUGGUGCCUGUUCAUACGUUCGAUUUGAAAUCUCAUGUUUAUUCCCAUGCAAUGUCACCGCGCGUGCGUAAUGGUCUCGUUGCAAGUGCGUUGGGAGAUCACUUUAUUCGAAUGUGUGAUAUACGUCAUAAAGUGGCAGUUUUGACCCUGAGCGGACACUAUAAAUCCGUCAUAUCAGUGCAAUGGUCACCGCUAUUUCAUAAUAUGUUGGCCUCUGCAGGAGAGGAUGGUACUGUUCGGUUAUGGGAUAUUCGCAAUCCAUUAAGAUGUCUAGUAUCUUUGGACUAUACAAAUGAAGGCUCGCCAACAUCAGCGAGGAAUGUCGGCCACACUGCUCCUGUCAAUGGGUUAACAUUUACUCAUGAUGGCUUGCAUUUGCUCAGUACGGGCCAGGAUAAUACGCUACGUUUAUGGGAUGUCUAUCAAGGAACAAACGUCUUGGUUGAAUAUGGCGGUGAACUAGUAAAUAAAGCCAGGCUAUGUGUUACCCUUGCUCUGACUAAAUCGGACAAGUGUAUUCCAUCUCUAGUAUUUCACCCAACUAGCGAUGGUCGAAUAUUAAUAUAUGACUUAUUCGAUGGAACACUGCACGAUCGUCUACAUGGGCCAAUGUCUUCUAUAAAUUGUGUUAUUUGGAAGCAACAUAAUCAGGAACUAUAUUCUGGUGAUGGCGAUAAACGAAUCUUGGUGUGGCGGUCGAAAGUAGAAGAGCAAGAGAAUGAGGAUGUAUGCGUAGAGAUGAACGAACAAGACGCGUGGAGUGAUUACGAGUGA
This is a messenger RNA of Paraglomus brasilianum, 1176 nucleotides long. The record is from the annotation of a GenBank genome assembly. NCBI's taxonomy places the organism in Eukaryota, Fungi, Glomeromycota, Glomeromycetes, Paraglomerales, Paraglomeraceae.